This is a messenger RNA of Hibiscus syriacus, 2840 nucleotides long. Its product is annotated as putative receptor-like protein kinase At5g39000. NCBI's taxonomy places the organism in Eukaryota, Viridiplantae, Streptophyta, Magnoliopsida, Malvales, Malvaceae. The transcript has a single exon. The record is from RefSeq and is a predicted model, not a curated record. Gene Ontology annotation, molecular function: ATP binding; protein kinase activity. Gene Ontology annotation, biological process: protein phosphorylation. The coding region runs from base 127 to 2799 and encodes 890 amino acids.
CAUCUUCAUCAACCACCCACUCUGUUCUUUUCGCCAUCUUAAUUGCUCUUCAUUCAACCAUUCCAAGCAUAACAAAAAAUUAUCUUUUCUAAUCGUUAACAAAGGGGAUAUUUGCAGUUCAGUUCAAUGCUCCAUUUUACUUUCUACCUCCAUCUCCUCUUCUCUGUCACUUUAGCUGGCAACUACUCAGUACCAUAUAACGCAACAGAUUAUAUUCUCCUCAACUGUGGUGCAUCAUCGUCUUCGUCAAAUACAGUUUCAGAAGAUGGCCGCAAAUGGGUCACUGAUGACCGGUCCAAAUUCGCUACUUCUAAUUCUGAGAGUGCUUCAAUGGCGUCCACAGCCUCCAGGCAAGAUCAUUCUGUUUCUCAAGUUCCUUGCAUGACUGCUAGAGUUUUUCAUGGUGAAUUCACUUAUAGCUUUCCCGUAUCACCUGGCCACAAAUUUCUUCGUUUCUAUUUCUACCCGGCUCAAUACUCUGAUUUUGAUGGAACCACUUCUUUCUUCUCUGUUACCGCCAAUAAUCACCUUCUCCUCAGCAAUUUCAGUGCCUAUUUAACUCUUUCUGGUGAAGAUGAUCAACAAGCCUCGCUGAUCAAAGAGUUUAUGAUUCCAUGUUUGGAAACCGAGAAGCUGAAUGUCACCUUUUUGCCAUCGCUCAACUCCUCGGCCUUUGUAAACGGUAUCGAAGUCGUUUCGAUGCCGAAGAACAUGUAUAUAAACCACCAAGAAAACUCUCUAAUUCCUGUAGGUACUAAAGGUUCCUUUGACAUUCCUGAUGCUACUGCUUUCGAAACUGUUUAUCGUCUAAACGUUGGUGGAGCAACCGUGGCUAACGUGAAUGAUACUGGAAUGUUUCGAACAUGGUUCGACGAUUCGCCUUAUAUCUUCGGAGCUGCAGUCGGAACAACUCCUAGUCGGUCUGACAAUGUUACGAUCAAAUACUCCGAGGAAACCCCGGGUUAUAUCGCUCCGGUUAUCAUCUACGACACGUCAAGAACAAUGAAUGAUGAUUCACAGAUCAAUAUGAAUUAUAAUCUCACGUGGAGCUUCUCUGUUGACACUGGCUUCAACUACCUCCUUAGGCUCCAUUUCUGCGAGACUCAAAUGGAAGUAACAGAGGAAGGUCAACGUGUCUUCGACAUAUUCAUCAACAAUGAAACUGCCGAGCUUAGUGCCGAUGUGAUACACUGGAGUGGUGGUAACAGCAUCCCGGUGUAUAGGGACUAUGUUUUGUUAAUUCCAACUGAAGGUGAAAGCAAGCAAAUUCUAUGGCUGGCGUUACACCCAAGCAAAGAUGUUGGCUCUAAGUAUGCUAAUGCAAUCCUGAACGGCUUAGAGAUUUUUAGACUCAACAAAUCAGACGGUAGUCUUGCAGUGCCAAACCCUCAAACCGAUCCGGGUCCUUCACCGAUGUUACCGAGUGUCGGUAAAACGAAAAAGAAGAGUUCACUGGUUAUGGUCAUUACCACAGCUGUCUUUAGUAGUUUAUUUGGCCUAUCUUUCAUCGCAUGCUCUUUAAUUUACAAGCUCAAAGUAAGGAGAGUGAAGGAUUCAGCUGUCAGCGUACAAAAAUCAUCAUGGGGGCAAGUACCCUGCCCAUCGAACUCCACAUGUGCAACCAGCGUUUCUUUACUGCCCUCCGAUCUUUGUCGCCGGUUUUCAAUCUUCGAGCUUAAAGAAGUGACCUUGAAUUUCGACGAUCAAUUCAUUAUCGGAUCAGGAGGAUUCGGUACUGUCUACAAAGGUUGCAUUGAUGGCGGGUCAACUAUGGUUGCAAUAAAAAGGUUGGAUUCAUCAUCAAGGCAAGGGAUCCGGGAGUUCCAAACCGAACUCGAGUUACUCUCCAAGCUCCGCCAUGUAAAUCUUGUGUCGUUGAUUGGUUUCUGUGAUGACCAUGGGGAGAUGAUUCUCGUCUACGAGUACAUGCAACGCGGGACACUUAGAGAUCAUCUUUACAAGACGAAGAAGCCUCCUUUACCGUGGAAAAGGAGGUUGGAAAUCUGCAUUGGAGCAGCCCGUGGAUUGCAGUACCUUCACGCAGGUGUGAAGCACCCAAUCAUUCACCGGGAUAUCAAAUCUACCAACAUACUAUUGGACGAGAAUUGGUUGGCCAAAGUUUCUGACUUUGGAUUGUCCAGACUUGGUCCCAUGUUUCAAAGCCAUGUCACCACUGUAGUAAAAGGAAGUGUCGGGUACGUCGAUCCUGAAUAUUACCGAAGACAACAAUUGACCGAGAAAUCCGAUGUUUACUCGUUCGGUGUGGUUUUAUUUGAAGUAUUAUGUGCUCGACAGUCCAUGAUUCCAGGGCUACCAAAGGACCAAGUCAGCCUGGCUCGAUGGGCCAAGAUUUGCCACGCUAGAGGAAACCUUGAAAGCAUCAUGGACCCCAACUUGAUGGGUGAAAUUUCACCUUUGUGCCUACAGAAAUUCGGGGCCCUCGCCGAGAGUUGUGUUCGAGAUGUGGGAACGGAGCGGCCGAUGAUGAACGAUGUGGUUUGGGGUUUAGAAUUUGCAUUGCAAGUGCAAGAGGCAACUGAGAGGGACAUGAACAUUGACAUGGGAGGCCAUGAAGUGAUCACGGAGUCGAGCCAAACCAGUCCAUUGAUGUCCAAAGGAGCUGGUAGAGGUACUACCACGGAUGACGAUAACGAAGAGUUGUUCAGUGUUUCCCGUGGGAAACUGUCGGAAUCGAGGAGCACGAUUAGCAGUGUGGGAAGGAGUGUUAGUCGAGGUGAUGCUGAUAGAAUCAAAUCGGAGAGUGUAUUCUCCGAGUUUAUGAAUGAUAAUGGGAGAUGAGAGUUGUCAAAUAUUGGGAUACUAUAUAUUUUCCCCGACUG